UUUCACUGCGUUCACGUCGAGGUUUGGCGACGUUAUCGUAAAUUAUCGAGUCACGUGCGUGAUAGUUAUGAACUGGAGUCUCGAUCAUAGUAAUUCAUGUAAUGCCUCUGGGAAAUAUCGCUUCUACCGAGUAUCACGGAUUUUACAUUAUGCGAUAACCCGUAAUUAAUUAUGGGUGCGUUAAUUUUUCUAGACGGAUGCGCGAUUGAUGUCAGCGUCACAGUUGACAUUUUAAUACAUCUUAAAUUAGCAGUAGAUCACAGAUGACUACGAUGAAUGGGAAGAGGCCCUCUUCGAUACCAUGUAGACAUCAGCCAGAGAUAUUAUCGCAACACUCUGACUUGAUCAAGUAUAUCUAUGAUUCAUGGAAUUCUGUAUCUAGAGAGCUAGAUAUGUGUCACAAUCAACCACACAGUAACUCCUCUAAUUAUAGAAAUGGGGCAUCAGUUACGUAUUAUCAAGAACGUGAGCCAAAUCCACAGUUGAAAGAUUUUGAACCAUUUAAUUUGGAGGCAUGGUGGGGACAGCGUGUUGUACAAAGUGUUAUUACUACUAGAAAUGCAAAUUCCUAGUGCCAGGCCCAACAUGCUGACUAUAAUCGGACAUUUUCAAACAGACAUAAGAAACAAAAAAGAUAAAUUGCAAUUUUAUCAAAUUCAAUUUUUGUUUCUUUUGAGAUUCGUUUUAUAUUUUUGACAAUGAUACUUUAAAACUGGGAUUCAAGCACAGAGAUUGUAAGCAUACAGAAAAUAUAAACAGUAAGACUUAAAUAUUAAGACGUUCGAACACAGGUAAAACAGAGAGUUUAAAAUGGCAAUUUUAUAUUCUUAAGAAUUUUUUAUGACAAUCGAUUAAUUUAUUUACUAUUUAUAUCUUACUGCUUACAUUUUUAUACAAUGAAAGAAAGACAAUGGAUAUCAACACAAAAAUUACAAUUAAAUCCCAAUUUUGUUUUAGAUAUGUAAUGUACGUAUUUAUCUGACAAUUUUUUAAUGUUUUAAUAAGAAAAAGAAAAGAAAGAAUGCGGAUAUUGUGUAAUGUGAGAUAAAUAUGACAGUAAUGUGACAGAAAUGUGUUGUUAUGGAUAGUAAAGAGGAAGAUACGAUAGAAAUGUAAGCAUUGCUAUACAAAAACAUUCCUUUUAUAUCAAUCAUAUUUUACCAAGAUAUAUUAAAUUUUUUUUCGAGUUUUCUAAAAAUAUAUAUUAAACGAGAAAUCAAGCAUAAGAAACCAUUUCCUUGUUUGUAUUAUUGUCUUUGUAAAA
Molecule: messenger RNA, 1264 nt
Organism: Mycetomoellerius zeteki
Lineage: Eukaryota; Metazoa; Arthropoda; Insecta; Hymenoptera; Formicidae
Product: protein FAM195B
Exons: 4
Coding region: 264-572 (102 amino acids)
Source: RefSeq, a predicted model, not a curated record